AUGAGCCCGAGUCAACGACCGUCGCUCAUACUUGCCCCGUCGGUCUCCACCACAAAGGUGGUGACAACGACGACAACAACGACCACAUACGCACCCAUUCCUCUUCCGUCUCUCCCCCCACCCUCUUCCCCGAAGGAUCCAAAGCUCUAUCCGCUACUCAAUGCCUCAUUACCUCCAUCUCUACGCCGAUUUCCCAUAACUUUCCCUGGGGGCGCACGUGCCACAUUUCGUGAUGGUGAUGAUGGCGACGACGACAUGCAUGAUGAAGACGAGGUGAUGAGUGGGAGAGGGUGGCGUCUGGUCAGACAGGAUGAUAACGACGAGGAAGACAAGGUCUUCGGCCUUCACGAAGCUGUUGAGCGUUUCGGGAAAAAGAGAACACACAGCAAUGACAUUGUCAUGCAGGGAGUGGAGGAACAGACUAACAGCCCUCCUCCGCGAAAGAAGCCAAGGGGAACGCAUCCGGGCACUCUCCAUAUCAACGCGUCAACAGCUGCUGCACCCCCUUCUCCCCUUCCCUCACCAACAGGCUCGCCACCUCCACAGAGCAUUUGGCCAUCAGCACCCCCAAGUGGUGCUUCGUCCCCCCAACCACAAGCACCAAUACAACCGGACAUAGCUUUGACAACCUUGAUGACGCUCCCGAACCUCCUCAGCCAUUUUACCGCUCUACCACCGGCUCUGCAAUCUCACGUUCUCCUCACGUUUCUUCGUCACUCACCGUUACCCGUCCUCCGGACGCUCCAAUCGGUGCUUACACCCACACUGGCUCGCGACUUCCUCACCCUAUUACCUCGCGAGCUGGUUUCACAUAUCCUGAGCUUCUUGCCGUUCUCGACACUUGCACGUGCAUCACGAGUUUCAAAAGCGUGGAGGGCGAUCAUCGACUCGGAUCCAGUGCUUUGGCAGGAUCUCAUGAGAUCAACAAAGAUAUGGUUUGGCGGCGAAAGCGAACAUCUCUUUUCAAAGCAUAUCAUAUCUCUUAGACGCAAGGCUGGCUUACCCGCUCCUGGUGCAUUACCCUUGCCGCACCCAUACAAGAUAUUAUUCAAAUCCCGCCACCUCACUCGCACUUCCUGGCUCAACAACAACAAUCCAAAGCGUAUAACAUUCCCUGCUCAUGGAUCCCAUGUCGUUACGUGUUUAAUCUUUUCCCACGGAAGGAUAAUUUCGGCUUCAGAUGAUAACUCGAUACAUGUUUAUUCACCAACAACUGGGCAAUUAAUUCGUUCUCUGGAAGGACACCAAGGCGGUGUAUGGGCUCUCGCCGCCACCAAAGACACACUUGUGUCUGGAUCAACCGAUCGCACAGUUCGAAUCUGGGACUUGAAGACGGGGAACUGUACCCAUGUCUUUGGUGGCCACACAAGCACUGUUCGGUGCUUAUCCAUCGUCAAACCUGAGAUGGUUGAAUGGACCGAUGAUGACGGUAUUACACAUCACGGACGAUGGCCAAAGCGACCUUUGAUUGUCACUGGUAGUCGUGACCAUUCUUUACGCGUAUGGGACCUUCCCAGACCUGGAGAGAAGGAAUACCGAUGCUAUGGAGCAGAUGAUACUGAAGGAGACCCUUCAGAGGCAUGUCCACUGGCAGCACACAGAUAUGCAUGUUCUAAUGUCCCAUUUGCAUUACAGGAAGAUGUCGAAGAGAAUCCAUAUCAUAAAGUCCAGCUCGAAGGGCACAGUCAUGCAGUGCGAGCUUUAGCUGCACGAGGUCGCACAUUAGUGUCAGGUAGUUAUGACUGCACUGUUCGUGUAUGGGACAUCAUUACGGGUCAAUCGAGAUGGGUUCUGGUAGGCCACACACAGAAAGUAUACUCUGUUGUCUUGGAUCCGAUACGCGACCAAGCUUGCUCGGGAUCCAUGGACGGCACUGUGCGCGUAUGGAACUUAACUACAGGACAAUGCAUACACACGCUUGUUGGACAUACUUCAUUGGUUGGCUUGCUUGGACUCUCACCUUCGUAUCUGGUCUCUGCAGCUGCCGACUCAAGUCUGCGAGUCUGGGAUGCCAACACUGGAGAACUCAGGCACUGUCUUCAGGCGCACACUGGCGCAAUCACCUGUUUCCAGCACGAUGAGUUCAAAGUGCUCAGCGGAUCAGAUGGAACGUUGAAGAUGUGGGACAUCAGGGACGGAUCAUUCGUCCGUGAUCUCUUGACUGGCAUAAACGGUGUGUGGCAGGUUGUCUUUGAGGGGCGCUGGUGUGUCGCAGCUAGUAAUCGUACCGAUGCUACUGUCCUCGAUGUUUGGGAUUUCGGUCGUGAUGACGACGAUGAUGACUGGAUUGGGGAACCUGGUGGUGGACUGUACGAUGACAGUUCGGAUGACGAGGACGACGAUGAAGAUCACGAACAGGCUGACGCGGAUGCCAUGGACCAGGAUCUGGAGGUCCUUCCGUCAGAGCCAGAGAUGGGUGAUGACGAACUGGAUGGAGGCGAAAACGAACAGAAUUUGUCUCACGAACCCACCUGGGACUAUGAGACGCCUAUUAACAGAAGGAAAGCUGGUCAAGCAUCGUCAGGUAGACCCAUGUGGGCUGACAACCUGGGGGAAGGCUCCAGUAUGACUUCCAUCCCAGAGGCCAUGGACGCUGACUCCUCGCAGGACACCUCCGUCAAGAUUCCAAGUCGUAUCCUUCCCGCCAGCGACGAGACACCAACGCGACCUCGUAUACGCAAUGUUCGAAAGCGGUGAACGCACAGACAGCUUAUGGUGGAAUACCGUAUGCUAGCAGUCUCUUUUCAUAGCCAUCACACACCUCUCUGCUCCCGACUAGCGCCUCUGAUCUAUUUGUGCAUCCUGUUGUCGUUAUUUGCUCUCACGGACUCAUAACAUAUCCCACUGUUUCCUUUACCGCUCUUCGCUUUGUUGUGUAAUGUCAGCAGUUUUGGGCCCGAGUUUAUUCAUAUGUAGUUAUUUCAUGCCGUAGCAAUUCAUCCAACUAGUGGACUAG
This is a messenger RNA of Fomitiporia mediterranea MF3/22, 2956 nucleotides long. Its product is annotated as WD40 repeat-like protein. The record is from RefSeq and is a predicted model, not a curated record. The transcript has 3 exons. NCBI's taxonomy places the organism in Eukaryota, Fungi, Basidiomycota, Agaricomycetes, Hymenochaetales, Hymenochaetaceae. Bases 1 to 2697 code for a protein of 898 amino acids. Gene Ontology annotation, molecular function: protein binding.